GACCUGCGCCUGCUACGUCCCCACCGAGCUCCACUGCACCUUCCGCAGCCUCAGGGCCGUGCCCCACGUGCUGGACCCCAAGAUGGAGCGUGUGAACCUGGGGUUCAACCACAUCCAGGUCCUGACGUACGCUUCCUUCUCCGGUCUCGCGAGACUUCAGCUGCUGCUGCUGCACGGAAACGAGAUCGCGGACAUCACCGAGGGCGCCCUGAGCGACCUGGGUGCACUGCAGGUGCUGAAGCUGAGCUACAACCAGCUUCGGGCACUGCGCACAGGCUCCCUACGGGGCCUGCGGCGCCUGUCCCGGCUGUACCUGGACCACAACCGGCUGGAGUCGGUGCACCCGUGGGCGCUGCUGGGGCUGGCGUCGCUGCGGCUGCUGCGUCUGGACGGGAACCAGCUGGCGGUGCUGGCGCCUGAGGCGCUGGCCACGCUGCGCGUGCGCGGGGUCCCAGCCUGCACGGUGCGCGUGCUGCACCUGGCCGGGAACCGGCUAGCCGCGCUGCCCGCCGGCACCCUGGCCCGCGCACCCGCACUGCGCGCGCUGCACCUACAGGGUAACCCCUGGGCCUGCGGCUGCCAUGCAGGCUGGAUGGAGGACCUGGAGGGGCGGGGCCGAGGCGUGCUGCGCUGUGGGAAGGAACAGGCAUGCGCAGCCUGCGCCAGCCCUGCCGACCGCCGCGGCCUGGACCUGCGUCGCUUGCCGCCACGCAUGCGCUGUCGCCCGCCGCGCAUCCUCACUGGCCCGGCGGACGGUGAGGAGCCGCCAGAAGCAGAAAUGGAGGCAGAGGAAGAGGAAGUGGAGUACGGGGAGGAGGUGGGCGAGGUGCUGCUGAGGCUGACAGAUGCCCGUGGCCGCACCGCCGGCCUUGCCUGCCGCCUGUGGCACGCGCCCAGCGUGCGCGACCUCGACGUGCGGCCCGGCCCUGCCCCCGAUGUCCCUGUGGGCGUGCGUCUGACCCUCAGCGCCGCCCUCGUCUGCUAUGCCGACCCCGCCCACCUCGCACAGGCCCGCCGCCUGCUGGGAGGCGAUGACGACACUGAUGAUGUUGCGCUGACGCUGCGCUGGGACCCGGAGGCACCGGGCCACGCCCACCCGGAUAGGGACCCGGGAGAUGGAUCCGGGGAAGGCCACGCCCAACCCUCGGGCGGAGACCCUGAUGGGGAGGAGCUGUAUCAGGACAGGGACCCGGAUGUAGGCCACGCCCACCGGCAGGGCAGAAACCCGGAUGUUGCCCAUAUGUAUCAGGCCACAGACUCGGAUGUAGGCCAUGCCCACCAUCGAACCAGGAACCCUGAUAUAGGCCACGUCCACCAGCGAGCCAGAGACCCUGAUGUAGGCCCUGCCCACGCUCAGGACAGAGACCCGGUUGUAGGCCACACCCAUCUGCAGGACAAAUACCCGAAUGUAGGCUAUAUGUAUCAAGCCCGAGACCCGGAUGUAGGCCCCUCCCACCAGCAGGACAGACACCCGGAUGUAGGCCCCGCCUACAAGCAUGCCAGACACCCAGAUGUAGGCCAUGAGUAUGAUCAGGACAUAGGCCCCACCCACCCUCAGGACAGAGACCCGGAUGUCAAUGACCCGGAUGAGGGCCCCGCCCACCCUGAGGACAGAGACCAGGAUGUAGGCCCCGAGUAUGACCAGGAUGGAGGCCACGCCCACCCUGAGGACAGAGACCCUGAUGUCAAUGACCCAGAUGAAGGCCCCGCCCACUCUGAGGACAGAGACCCGGAUGUAGGCCCCAGGUAUGACCAGGAUGCAGGCCACGCCCACCCUGAGGCCAGUUUCCCGGAUGUCCAUGACCCGGAUGUGGGCAAGGCCUACCGCCUGGUGCGCGGCCCUGGCGCGUCGUCAUCGUCGCCAACGUCACUUCCGGGCGUGGUGGCCCGGCUGUGGGCGCGGCCUGCCUGGCUGCUGCAGCCCGAGCUGAUGCUGCGCUGGGCCGGGCUGCGCGGGCCACACGUGCGUCUGACGUGGACGGCGUGCGUGCGUGGCCCCGAGGACCCGGAGGACGCGCCCUGGGUGACCCUCGACCCCCGUGAUGACCCUGAUGACGUGCACGUGGUGACCCCGGGGCAGACGCUGCGGCUGCGCUGUGCGGCGCAGGGUUCGGAAACACCACGCGUGGCCUGGACGCGGCCCGACGGCUCCAUCCUGCGGGGCGAUGAGGACGGUGGCCAUGACGGGGGGACAACACUGGAGAUCCGCGGGAUGCGCCAGGCCGACGCUGGCUGGUACCGCUGUGAGGCCCGCGUGGGGCGCCGCGGGGAAACCAAGGCAUGGCGUGUGGCCUACGGCGGGGACGCAGCCACGGGGUCCGGGGCCUACACGGAAGAGGAAGCCAUGGAAUCCGAGGCCUAUGGUGUGGAUGAAGCCACAGGAUCCAAGACCUACGCUAUGAAGCCAUGA
Dipodomys ordii (Ord's kangaroo rat) is the source of this 2410-nucleotide messenger RNA. Its product is annotated as matrix-remodeling-associated protein 5-like. Gene Ontology annotation, molecular function: protein binding. Gene Ontology annotation, cellular component: extracellular region. The transcript is spliced from 5 exons. The annotation marks the transcript as partial. NCBI's taxonomy places the organism in Eukaryota, Metazoa, Chordata, Mammalia, Rodentia, Heteromyidae. The record is from RefSeq and is a predicted model, not a curated record.